Messenger RNA from Dentiscutata erythropus, 1322 nucleotides. Lineage: Eukaryota; Fungi; Glomeromycota; Glomeromycetes; Diversisporales; Gigasporaceae. The record is from the annotation of a GenBank genome assembly.
AAUAUAGUUCAGAAUUCGCCACACAAAUACGUAAAAAUAUAGAAGAAUCAAAAAAAUUUACACAAUUUGGUUUUCUUACUAAAAAUGCAGAAGUUCUUGAAGCCUUACUUAAUGAAAUAGAUAACGGUGCCGAAUCUAAAGAUAAAUUAGACAAAAUGAAUGCUUCUGUAAAAAAAAUGUUAGAAUUAUACAAAUGGAAAGGUGAUGAUGGUAAGGACGAACUCGAAAAUAUAAAUAAUCUAGAAAAGUGCGUAGAAAAUAAUGAACCCUCAUUAGAUCUAUUUACAAAUAACGUGAUUGAUCUGAUCUUUAAAGGAUAUUUUGAUGUAAUACCAAAAUAUGCAAAAAUUGAUUAUGAUGAUAUCUGGAAUUUGUUUAACAAGAUAAAAAAUGCAAUUAAUACCGAAUCACUUGAAGAAAAUAAAUAUUAUGAUAAUAUAAUUGAAAAAAAUAAAGAAAAAUUAAAUUUUAAAUAUAAUGAUUUACAAAAUAUCAGAAAAACCAGACUAAAAUAUUUAAAAAUGUAUUACAACAUCCUAUCAUCAUUAGAUUGUAUGAUUGAAAUAUUACAAGAUAAAAAAUAUAUUAAUAAAAAAAUAAAUUUUAAUGCUAACUUACCAAACGACCUUUUGUCAAAAUUGGAAAAUGAAAAACAAACAAGAUUGAAUCAAAGCAUUAAAAUAUUAGAAAAUAUUAAGAUUUUAAUCACUAAAACACGUGUUCCAUCUGAUUUAGAACCAAAUAAUACAGUCUACAAAAAAAUUAAACAUAAAGAUUCAUGUUUAACUUUUUAUGAUAAAGAAAUACUGAGAAGAAUUGGUGAAAUUAUUGAUAUUAUUUACGAUAAAGUUUUAAAUGAAAUCAACAACAUCAAAAACCUUGAAGAUUUUAUCAUCGACUCGUAUGGUCAUGGUAAAUUGACUGAAAAUAUUCUAGCUUUGGAAAUGAUAGAAUAUAUUGAUAAAAUCAUAUUCAUACAUGAAGAAAACAGUAUCGUGUAUUACCAGGUUAUUAUAAAUAGAAUGAAUGCUUCUACAAACAAAGAAGAUUUUAAAGAUUGGGGAAAAAAAAAUUACAAAAUAUCUGAACCCGUCGUUCCACCUGUUAUUCCAGAAGAAGAUUAUAGACUUCCGUAUGAAAAGGUAGAAAUUACAGAAGACCAUGUUACAAGAAUAAGAGAAUGGCUUAUACAAAAACGAGAUUACAGAGGCAAAGCUGAUACUUUUGACACAAUCAUGGAUGAUUUUUGGGGUUUGAUUAACGGACGUAAAUUUCAACAAGAAACUGAUACUCACACUCUCGAUUUUGUUAAAGAAAUAUAA